AUGGCGGCGAUCCUCGCGCGCGCCGGCGUCACCGCCACUGCCGAGAAAGGCCUCUCGGGCCCUACGGGCCGCCGCCAGCGCAAUGGCAUCGUCGUCGCGGCGGUCACUAGAACGGGGACUGGUGUGCCACAGGAGGGGGCGCUGGAGCGGCCGGCGUGGUCCGGGGAGACCCCUCUGUCGCGGCUUGUCGGCGCUCUCGUCGCGUUCAAGCCGCUCUACUCGCUAUUGAAGCUCGCCUCCCGCGAGGUCAUCAUCAGGACGGCGGAGAAGUCGAACAUCCCGUGGAGGGAGAUGACGAAGGAGGUGCUGGAGUCGGACGUGUACGAGGUGUUCGAGAGAAUCCAAGACCCAAACCUCGCGUACCCUGACUAUUAUCUCAACCCGUUUCAUGCCUACGACGAAGGGAAUCUAUCAUGGCUGGCUGCAGCAGAGGCUGAGGCGGCAACAAUGUCAAUAGCAAAGAGGGCCAUACCUGAUGCUACAUCGAUCGAAGAGGCGAACCAAAUCGUCCGCGGGAACUGGCUGAAUGUAAUUGAGGAGCAUCAUCUCAAAUACUCGGGGAACUGUCAGGUAAAUGACAUCUUGGACAUUGGCUGCUCUGUUGGAGUAAGCACUAGAUACCUCGCCGAGAAGUUCCCUUCAGCUCAAGCUGUUGGGCUCGACCUAUCACCAUACUUUCUUGCUGUGGCGGCACAAAAGGAAGACAAAUUGUUACGGCCAAACCCUAUUCGUUGGGUUCAUGCGAAUGGUGAAGCCACUGGGCUGCCCUCUGAUUCAUUUGACCUUGUUUCCCUUGCUUAUGUGUGCCAUGAGUGCCCAGCACUAGCAAUAACCGGAUUGGUGAAGGAAGCAUUCAGGGUCCUUCGCCCAGGAGGAACAAUCGCCUUAACAGACAAUUCUCCAAAAUCCAAAGUACUUCAGGAACUAUCCCCAGUUUUGUUCACCCUGAUGAAGAGUACCGAGCCUUUCCUUGACGAGUACUACAUGCUGGAUUUGGAGGAGACAAUGAGAACGGUCGGCUUUGUUAACGUUUGCUCCAUCCUGACAGACCCCAGGCACAGAACAGUCACUGCAACCGUGCCUUACUAA
Messenger RNA from Miscanthus lutarioriparius, 1089 nucleotides. The record is from the annotation of a GenBank genome assembly. Lineage: Eukaryota; Viridiplantae; Streptophyta; Magnoliopsida; Poales; Poaceae.